Molecule: messenger RNA, 2676 nt
Organism: Clunio marinus
Lineage: Eukaryota; Metazoa; Arthropoda; Insecta; Diptera; Chironomidae
Source: the annotation of a GenBank genome assembly
ACAUGAAAUCUAUUCCAUUUGCAUUUUUACUUAUUUUCUGUGUCGCAAUAUGGGAGUUGGGAUCAUCAAAUCCCGUUGCAAUGAGCUGUGACAGUUGCGGAUCUGAAUGUGCAAGAGCUUGUGGUACACGACAUUUCAGAAGUUGCUGUUUUAAUUAUGUAAGAAAACGAUCUUUAUCAUUCCAUCCUUAUUCGUUAAACAAGCUUCGAUAUAACAUCCUUUUUCACUUAUAUCCCAACAGCGGAGAAAUGAUGGAUAAAAAACAUAGCACAGUGGAACAGGAACAUGAAUCUCGCAAAGAUGAUGCCUCUUCAUCUCUCAAUCAAAUUGAAAAGAAUCGAAAUCUUAACAAAAACUUUUUUAAACCUUGGAAAGAAAAUUCAUUAGGAGAUUAUUCCUUUAUAAGCACAGAUUAAGAUAUUAUCAAAAACCAGAGCAAUUGAUGUAUGAUGUUUGAUUUUCAGCAUGAAAUUCAAUGAUGUUUAACUAAAACUUUCCUUGUUGCAUCACGCUAAUUUCCAUUUUGUUUUGUUGCUAACGGCUGGAGCAACUUCUGUCACCUAAAGUGGUAUUUACUGUGAUGUAAACUUUGUAAUUAAAUGUGACUGAAACUUAUGCUCAGAAAUGUAAUUUUUGGAGAAUAUUUAUGAAAAUAAAUAAUAUGUUUAAAACGAUAUUUAAGAUUCUGAUAUACCUAAUUUUCCAUUUAUUUUCUUUUUAUGCAUUUUUUGUUCACAAUAUUUUUUUCUAGUCAAUUUGAAUUUGUAAAUAGAGCAAAAAAGUUUGAACAUCAAUUUAGGAUGCGAAUAAAAUUAUAAAGAGUUUCACAUUUUGAACUAAAGUUUAUUAUCGUGGGGUUUGCAUUAUGCAAUGAUCCGAAAGAAAAUCAAAUUAUCAAUUAAAAUAUUUAAUUCGAAUGAUUAUCUUAAAGAAACAAAACUUACAUAUUUAUUUACAUUCACAAUAUUAAAAAAAAUAUUAAAAGCAAUAUUAAAAACACCAAGUUGUGUGAAUUAGGAAACUAAUGACUUGGGAAAUGAACACUUAUUGCAAUCAUAAAUUUUUACUACGUCAAUCAGAAUGUUUUUCAAAGUUUAAAUAAAACUACAGAUGAUUUGUUGCAUGAACUUUCCUUAGUGUCCUUAUAAAUCCUUAUUUCGAUACAUCUACAUAUGUAUGGAUAUUCCAAUUUUAUUUGGAUAUUAAGUGUCAUAUGAAAUUAUUUUAUUUGCAUUUAUUUAUUUUUCUUUCGCAUUUGCAUAUAAUUAGGUAUUUUCUAUCAAGAUGAUAUUAAUCUUCUUGUUUCCUUUACAUAAGUUUUUAAUAAACAAAAACAUACUCAUAAAAUUCUUUAUAACCAAAUAAAUUUUCAUUUUCUCAGUGGUAGCCGACGAAUUUCAGCGUUAAUCUAGAGCAUUCACCAUCAAAGUUCAUUUCAAUUAUGCUACAUAAUGUCUGCUUUUAAUUUUAUUCCAAGCUCUAGUUUUCUUCCUUCAAUUAAUUCUCGUCUCUCAUGUUUACUACAAAAUCAUUGUUUGAAGAAUUUUCUAAAGAUCGACUCUUUUUGUGUACUAGCAAUUGUUUUAUAAACAUUUUCACAUUUGACACUUUUAAGAACUAAGCACAUUAAUAAAUAAAAUAAUGAUAGCUUUUAUAUUUUUACUUUAUAAAUUUAUGAAACAUUUCCUCUAUCGUCAAAAAACUUAGAUUUUUUUUUGUUUUAAAAUAUCUAAUUCGUAUCAAAUCAUAUUCUUUCUCAUACUUAUUUAUAUUAGUUAAAUUACAAUUAAGUGUUGUGUGAAUAGUAUUUAGUUUAAAGUUACCUAUAUCUCGUUACGAGAGUCAUGAAUUUACUUUGAAAUGUAGAUAUAUAAUUUAACUAAAACGUUAAUUUUUCAAUGUUAUCAUAAUUAUGUAUUUUUUAAAAAGAAAAUUUGAUAAAAGUUAAUUUAAUUUAUUUUUAAUUUUCGCGUGCGCCAGCAACGUUACUAAUUUUUUAUGUGAGUCACCUACAAUCCAACCAUGUUGUUCAGGUUGUUGGGGCAAAGCUGAAUCUUCAUUGUCACCAUCUGCAGUAUCACCUUGUUCUUGGUCACUUUCUGAUGAUGAAGAUGACCAGUAAUAAAGUUUUUCUGAACUGUUUCGCUUCGUUCUAUUGCACGCACUUUGUGAUGGAUCUAAUAUGUCGUGCGUUAUGGCAGAUGCGAAGGUAGUAGAUGACACAUCUACAUGUUUGAGAUCAUUUGGGAUGAGCUUUAGCUCUUUAAGCGUUGUCAUAUCGCAUGUAUUGCAACUUUUUGAUAAGGUCAUCAUUGACUUUUUAGUUUUGAAUGAAACAGUUUUAUGGUCGUUUUCCUCAUCUUUUUCAUUUUCCGACAAUGAACUCUCAUUUAAAGUUGAAGUUUUUGAUUUUGUAUUCAAAUUAAGUUCAAAAUCACUAUCUGAAUCAUAAGCAAUGUUUUUAAUUCUAUUUCGAGGCCGCUUUCGAUGUUUAUGAAUUUUUUUCUUAUGACUGCUAAAAUUAUUUGAAAGAUUUACAAAUUUCUUCUGAUUUUUAUAUGAUUUUUCUGACUCUGCCUUCGAUAUCAUUGACUUGGAUUUUAUUUCAAAAGUUUUAUUUUCCAAUGGGAAGCUUCUUAAGGUUUCUAAAUUAAUUUUCCUUAGCGUUUCCUUGGU